AAUAUAUUAAUAGCGGGUAUUAUAAGAAUUAACUUUAGCUUAAGUAAAGAAAUUAUUACCCUAAGUACGGUAAAAGUAGAAACGUAUUUUAAAACGAUAAUUUUUUAUAUUUUAUUUAUUAAUACCCUAUUUUUUUUAUAUUUAAAAGAUAUAGAUCGACUAAGUAUUAUUUUUAAUAAUACGAGGAAUAGAAUCUUUAGUAAUAAGUAUUUUAAAAUAGUCGAACGAUAA
This is a messenger RNA of Colletotrichum tamarilloi, 231 nucleotides long. RefSeq lists its product as uncharacterized. Lineage: Eukaryota; Fungi; Ascomycota; Sordariomycetes; Glomerellales; Glomerellaceae. The transcript has a single exon. The annotation marks the transcript as partial. The record is from RefSeq and is a predicted model, not a curated record.